Messenger RNA from Somion occarium, 2639 nucleotides. The record is from the annotation of a GenBank genome assembly. NCBI's taxonomy places the organism in Eukaryota, Fungi, Basidiomycota, Agaricomycetes, Polyporales, Cerrenaceae.
GCGUACGAGACCAGAACGUUCAAGCUAAAGCUUAAUUUCCGUUUUGGUCAGAGCACCGUGAUCGCGAUCACUCAGUUCUCCUCCAUCGCAGGAUUGUAUCCUCUUGGGUUCACUCUUUACGACCUCCUGGAGCAUUCUCUCCGAUAUUCUUACUUUAUAAAGCCCAAGGACUCAGGCAAACAGAAUGUCGGCGACUGAGGAAGACAUCGCGGAAGAAAUUCGCUCAGCACUCCCAGGAACUGAAGAAAUCGUUGUCCAAUACGUCUCAGGCUACCUUCUAGACUUAGACGACGCAGCUGAAGAUGAAGACGUCCUAGAGAUCGCUCGAUCAAUAUUAGAAUCUGCUAUUCCCUCCUCAUCUCGCGAUACCUCGAAUACCAAUGCGCAAUUAGACAAGCUCGUGAAGAGGCUGGACGAGUUAUUAGAAGAACCUUUGAGGAAGAGAGUGGAGAAGAACUGCGCGGGCCAGACUAAUGGUUUGGUUAGAUUGGACAAGGUCAUGGACUUGAGUAAGGCUUCUACCAUGAGUAAUACCAUCGGGAUGGGCCAGGGUGUGGAUCUCGAGAGUAUCAACAAGGGAAAAGCUUCUCGAGUCGAUGUAAAGAAACUCGAAAAGCAGGAGACCAAGCUCAGAGCCAAAAUUGAAAAGCGAGCUAAACGAGAUCUAUACGAAGGCUCAAAGUUGUUGGAUCAAUACAAGAAACAGCAAUCAUACGAGGAAAUGUUCAUGAAGAUCAACCCUCUCGAUGCAGCAGCAGCUUCCAUGAAUAAGUCCAAAGACGUUCACCUUCCAUCAAUCGACGUCAACUUCGGCUCCAAUCGUAUCCUGUCUGGUGCAUCGCUUACACUUGCCUAUGGUCGUCGUUACGGUUUGAUCGGUCGUAACGGUGUUGGAAAGUCUACGCUCCUACGACAUAUCGCUAUGCGUGAAGUACCCAUUCCGGCGUACAUUACGAUUCUAUUCGUUGAACAGGAAAUUGUCGGGGACGACACUACAGCCCUUGAAUCCGUCCUCAAAGCUGAUGUUUGGCGAGACAUCCUCCUACGGGAAGAGACUACGCUCAAUACCAAACUCGCCGAACUCGACAAAGAGGGUGAUGACAAGCGGUUCGAAGAUGCGAGAGAAGAGGCACAGGCAAGACUUGCCGAAGUCCACACAAGGUUGGCUGAGAUGGAGGCCGAAAGCGGUCCUGCCAGAGCCGCCUCUUUACUAGCUGGUCUUGGAUUCAGUGAAGCUGAUCAGUCAAGACCGACGAAAUCGUUCAGUGGUGGUUGGAGAAUGCGACUCGCACUUGCCAGAGCUCUGUUCGUGAAGCCGGCGUUACUUCUUCUCGAUGAGCCUUCUAAUCACAUUGAUUUGAAUGCUUUGGCAUGGCUCGAAGACUAUCUUCAGACGUGGUCUGGAACUCUCCUUGUCGUAUCACACGACCGAGCAUUCUUGGACGCAGUCGCGACGGAUAUCAUUCACAUGCAUUCCGGCCGUCUUGACUACUACAAAGGAAACUUCACCCAGUUUUACUCCACGAAAAGUGAACGUGACCGGAACCUUCGUAAAGAGUAUGAAACCCAGAUGGAGUAUCGUAAACAUCUGCAGGCGUUCAUUGACCGCUGGCGAUACAACGCAAACCGUGCGGCUCAAGCGCAAUCAAAGAUCAAGAUCCUCGAGAAGCUUCCUGAAUUGCACCCUCCGGAAGCUGAUGAGAUUGAAACUUUCAAAUUCCCUGAAACAGAAAAGAUUUCACCGCCCAUAUUGCAGUUGAAUGAAGUGACAUUCGGUUAUACGCCUGACAGGAUCCUCCUUAAGGAUGUCAACAUCGACGUUGGUUUGGAUUCGCGCAUAGCUAUCGUUGGUCCGAACGGUGCCGGAAAGUCUACCCUUAUCAAGCUGCUGAUUGGUGAUUUGAAACCAUUCGCUGGACAUGUCAGCCAAAAUGGUCGCUUGAGGAUAGGUUACUUCGCACAACACCACGUCGACAACCUUGAUCCAACUAUGACGCCUGUGCAGUUCCUAGCGUCGAAGUUCCCGGGAAAGACUGAACAGGAGUAUCGUUCCCAUCUUGGUAAUUUCCAGAUUAGCGGAAUGACUGGUUUGCAGAUGAUUGGCACGCUGAGUGGAGGUCAGAAGUCCCGUGUGGCAUUCGCCGUUCUGUCCUUGCAACGUCCCCAUGUUCUCCUACUUGAUGAGCCGACUAACCACCUCGAUAUUGAGGGUUUGGACGCUCUGAUGGCUGCACUUAAUGCGUGGAACGGAGGUGUCAUCGUCAUCUCUCACGACGAACGAUUCAUUACUACUGUCGCGAAAGAACUCUGGGUAUGCGCUGAUGGGACUGUUAGCAAGUUCAAAGGUGAUGUACAGGCGUAUAAGAGUCUUAUUGUCAGCAACAUCAAGGCGAAACCAUAAGGGAGUUGUCCUUAUAGUUGUCUUGCCGAAUUCCAAAUACUUUAACAUUGCAACGCUUGCCUAUAUACUGCACAAGUUUUUGGAACCAUGUUCAGAUAAUCACGUUGACAUGUAGUCAGGAGAGCGGUGGAUGCUACAAGAUGUGUAUCGUCAUGAGGAGCAGGUAUGUUUGUAUCAAGUCGUUCAAAUGAGGUCCGGAAUCCUCUUCUUGAGCAUGCGCCGCGUUUUAAGAAGCGCG